Molecule: messenger RNA, 864 nt
Organism: Drosophila suzukii
Lineage: Eukaryota; Metazoa; Arthropoda; Insecta; Diptera; Drosophilidae
Source: RefSeq, a predicted model, not a curated record
CAGCCACAGUCAACGGUCACACUGGCCAAAAUAAAUAAUUUUUUAGCACGUAUAAACCGCGAAACACUUUGUGAUCGAAUUAGCUUAAUUAAAGCAGCAAAAGCCAGCCGACCGAGUCAAGUAUGAGCACCCAGCGCGGCAAUGUGAGUCGCACACGUGCGCAGAAACACACAAAUCGUCAUGUUUUCAAAAAUGAUCUGCACGACAAGACGCCCCAACAGCUGCGAUUGAACGCGAUGCACGUGUCCACGGUCUGCCAGCGGUGCAAGGAGCAGAUCGAGUGGAAGAUCAAGUACAAGAAGUACAAGCCGCUGUCGCAGGCCAAGACCUGCACCCACUGCAAGCAGCGGACGGUGAAGAAGGCCUACCAUGUGGUCUGUCGCGACUGCGCCAUCAAGGCGAAUGCCUGCGCCAAGUGCCUGAAGAGCGCCACCGAGGUGACCAUCGAGGAGCCCCAGCCCACGCCCCGCGAGGAGCAGCAGCUGCAGUCGGAGAUGGACCGACUGGUCAAGUCCUUUUCGGAGCGCAAGCGACGUGCCUUCCUGCGCUACAUGAAGAAGGGCAAGAAACAAGAGAAGGGUCAGGAUCAGGACAAGGACCAGCUGGAUGAUGAGCAGCUGGAGACCCAGGAGAAGGCCAAACGGGUGGCACACACACGCGACGAGCUGCUGGACAAGAUCAAGCAGCUGAAUCUCGCCGAAGAGGAUGAGGGCGACGAGGAUGACUCGGACUUCGAUUCGGAGGAGGACGAUGAUGAUUCCGACUUCGACUCCGAGGAGGAGGAGGACGACAGCGAGGAGGAGCCACACAAACCUGUCUCUGAGAAGCCCACAAAGGCGAAAUAAACCUAUUUUUUGUUAGCUA